This is a messenger RNA of Pleurotus ostreatus (oyster mushroom), 741 nucleotides long. RefSeq lists its product as uncharacterized. The transcript has 2 exons. Gene Ontology annotation, biological process: L-phenylalanine catabolic process; glutathione metabolic process. The coding region runs from base 1 to 741 and encodes 246 amino acids. Gene Ontology annotation, molecular function: maleylacetoacetate isomerase activity; glutathione transferase activity. Lineage: Eukaryota; Fungi; Basidiomycota; Agaricomycetes; Agaricales; Pleurotaceae. The record is from RefSeq and is a predicted model, not a curated record.
AUGGCGCAACCAGGCAUUAUAUUCUACGAUAUCCCUUCCUCUAGCGUAAUCGGUCACCAACCAUGGUCUCCCAAUACGUGGAGGGUUCGGUACGCCCUGAACAUCAAGGGGAUUCCAUUCCAGACAGUGUGGGUCGAAUAUCCAGACAUCGAGGACGUCUGCAAGAAGAUAGGCGCAGCGCCCACCAGCCCGAUUGCACCCCAUUACACUCUUCCGGUCAUUCAAGACACAUCGACUGGUGCCGUCGUAUCUGACGGGCCCUUGAUCGUUGAAUACCUCGACAAGCAGUAUCCCAAUACCCCGACGUUGUUCCCAUCCGGGACCAUCGCGCUGCAAUACGCUUUCGUUGAUGCCCAUAUCGCCGCAAUAUCACCGAUCUUCCCUUUCUCGAUCCCGAGGGUGAACGAGAUCAUCAACCCCCACAGUGAGCCAUACUUCAGGCGAACGCGCGAGGCGAGCUUUGGAAAGAAGAUCGAAGAAAUAACGCCGGUCGGGGAAGCUUAUGCGGAGGGGUGGGAGAAGUAUAAGGAUGGGUUGGGGAAGGUUGACGGUUGGUUCAAGAAGAGCGGAGGUCCUUUCAUCUCGGGGGAUUCCAUCACAUUCGCGGACGUCACGGUGGCUUCGUGGAUGGUCUGCCUGAAGAUCAUCUACGGAGAGAACAGCCAGCAGUGGCGAGACAUUGCAAGUUGGCACGACGGUCGUUGGGAUGGACUGGUUAAUGCGUUUGCCAAGUAUCAGUAG